ACAAUUAGGUGUGCACAGUAAGAUAUGGUGCACCGAGAAACACCUAAUUAAAAUAGCACUCUCUUAUAAUGAGGCGAUCGCUCGUUCCCACCACACGAUUUCCAGAAGAGCACACUGAUAAGUGAUAACUGCGAGCUUCGUUUCGGCUCUGCCCUUCCAUUCCAUUCGUCAGCCAAUUGACCGUUCAUCCAAUUAUAUUCAGGUGACCAUGUCGACUGCAACACUUCCAUCCACCUGCAUGUUCAGAGUGACACCUUCCACCCAACCAAAGAUUGCAUUUAUCAAGAAUCCAUCAUCCCCAGUUUCUGUGAAGAGGAGCGUGUCCAUAUCAUUUGACGGAUUGAGAGCUGACCGUUUCAGAGCAAAUGCUACUGCAUACAAGGUUAAACUGCUUUGUCCUGAAGGCGUAGAGCAUGAGUUUCAGGCAUCUUCUGAUACAUACAUCCUGGAUGCAGCUGAGGAAGCAGGAAUUGAUCUGCCUUAUUCAUGCAGGGCCGGUGCAUGCUCCAGCUGUGCUGGAAAGAUCACUAAAGGCUCGGUUGAUCAAUCAGAUGGAUCUUUCCUCGAUGACGACCAAAUUAAAGGGGGAUAUGUAUUGACUUGCAUUGCUUACCCAACUUCAGAUUGUGUCAUUGAGACCCACAAAGAGAGUGAUCUUUACUAGGCAUUUUUAAUUAGGUUAUCAUUCCCUUGUUAUGCUAAGCACGAGAACUAUUGGGGGUUAGCCUUCAAAUGUGUGCUAUUCAUUCAACUUGGUUGUUUGUGUUGAUUUAAACGAAUCAAAUAUGUCAUGUGUUUCAUGAGCUAUCUUGGUUUCCUAGAAAUUUAUUUCUCAAAUAAAUAACCCGAACUUGUGCCUAUGAGCCUACUCAUAGAGUUUGUGAAUUCUAAUGAUUUGAAGAACUUGGACCCCAUGAUUAAUUCUUUUUUUUUUGAAAGA
Cuscuta epithymum is the source of this 940-nucleotide messenger RNA. The record is from the annotation of a GenBank genome assembly. NCBI's taxonomy places the organism in Eukaryota, Viridiplantae, Streptophyta, Magnoliopsida, Solanales, Convolvulaceae.